Messenger RNA from Centropristis striata (black sea bass), 6822 nucleotides. RefSeq names its product zinc finger SWIM domain-containing protein 6-like. Gene Ontology annotation, cellular component: Cul2-RING ubiquitin ligase complex. Bases 129 to 3530 code for a protein of 1133 amino acids. The record is from RefSeq and is a predicted model, not a curated record. Gene Ontology annotation, molecular function: zinc ion binding. Lineage: Eukaryota; Metazoa; Chordata; Actinopteri; Perciformes; Serranidae. The transcript is spliced from 14 exons.
UCCCUUUCCAAAUAAGGGCAGUCUCUCCAUGUACGGCAAACAAUCGGUGCGAGAUUGCCCUUUUCUCUUCCUUAUCCCGUUUAUAUGAUCGGAGAGGAACUGCGCUUCAGGUUGGAAGCGGUGCGAUCAUGGCCGAGCGAGUCCAGCAGCCCCCAGCCAAGCGGCUCUGCUGCAGGCCCGGCUACAACCCGGCAUGCAGGCAGGGGCAGCGGGCUGGAGGAGUCCUGUGUGGCGGCGCAGGGUCCGCUCCGGGAGGGUCGGGGAAUGGAAAAACGCACAACCCCGAGUCGUUGCUCGACAUCGCGGCACGCAGAGUCGCGGAGAAGUGGCCGUUCCAGAGGGUGGAGGAGCGGUUCGAGAGGAUCCCGGAACCCGUCCAGCGGAGGAUCGUAUACUGGUCAUUCCCGAGAAGCGAGAAGGAGAUCUGUAUGUAUUCCUCUUUCAACGCCGGAGGAGAAGAAAGUGGAACUAGCGGGGACAAUAAUGACGAGACCCAGCUGCCUUUCCUACGGGGUGUCACUCUGCUAGAGGGUGGCUGGGUGGACAACGUAUUGCAAGUCGGUUUCCAUCUCAGCGGCACAGUGACGGACCCCGCCACACCCUCCACCCCAGAGCUCGUUUGCAGCGUCAGCGUCAGCUUCGACCGUUGCAAGAUCACGGCGGUAACAUGCACCUGCGGCAACAAAGACAUCUUCUACUGCGCCCAUGUAGUGGCGCUGUCACUUUACAGAGUACGGAAGCCUGAGCAGGUCAAACUGCACCUGCCCAUCUCAGAAACUCUGUUCCAGAUGAGCAGGGACCAGCUGCAGAAGUUCGUCCAGUAUCUGAUAUCAGUCCACCACACCGAAGUGUUGCCAACGGCUCAGAAACUGGCCGACGAAAUUCUGUCGCAGAACUCUGAGAUCAACCAGGUCCACGGGGCCCCGGACCCCACAGCAGGAGCCAGUGUGGACGACGAGAAUUGCUGGCAUCUAGACGAGGAGCAGGUUCAGGAGCAAGUCAAGCUCUUCCUGUCACAGGGAGGAUACCACGGCUCGGGCAAGCAACUCAACCUGCUUUUCAGCAAGGUGAGGGAGAUGCUGAAGAUGCGUGACUCCAACGGAGCGAGGAUGUUAACACUGAUCACAGAACAGUUCAUGGCCGACCCUCGGCUGGCGCUGUGGAGACAGCAGGGCACCACCAUGACCGACAAGUACAGACAGCUCUGGGACGAGCUAGGUGCCCUGUGGAUGUGCAUCGUACUGAACCCCCACUGCAAAGCAGAGCAGAAGUCAUCAUGGCUGCGCCAGCUGCGCAGAUGGAACAGCGUGGACGUCUGCCCCUGGGAGGACGGUAACCACGGCAACGAGCUGCCCAACCUCACCCACUCACUGCCUCAGGGUGCCCAUGGCAACCAAGAGAUGCGCCCCCACAGGACUGUGUUCACACGGGCCAUUGAGGCCUGUGACCUGCACUGGCAGGACCGACAUCUCCAGCACAUUAUCGCCAGUGACCUCUAUGCCAACUACUGUUACCAUGACAACCAGGAGGGCUCCCUCUUUGACACCCGCGGCUGGCCCCUGUGGCACGAACAUGUACCAACGGCGUGUGCCAGGGUGGACGCUCUGCGUUCGCACGGUUACCCAAGAGAAGCCCUCCGACUGGCCAUCGCCGUGGUGAACACAUUACGACGGCAACAGCAGAGGCAACUGGAGCACUUCCGCCGACACAAGAAAGAGUUGCUCCAUAAAGGCCAUACCUCCAUAACCAACAUGGAGGGCUGGGUGGGACACCCCCUGGACCCCAUCGGUACCCUGUUCAGCACCCUGACAGAGUCGGGACGAGGGGGAGAGGAGGGUUCCAACAUCUGCUUAGACCUCUCAGACUGCUCUAGUGUUGUAAGCCGAGCAGAGCUCCAGCGAAUGCCCGUGCAGCGAUUACUAGGAGACGGUGAAUCGUACGUGGCGCUGGCGGUGGAGACGGCUCUGAUCGGCUUAGGGCAGCAGCGGGUGAUGCCUGAUGGGCUGUAUGCUCAAGAGAAGGUGUGUCGCAAUGAAGAGCAGCUAUUGGCUAAGCUGCAGGAAGUGGAACUGGACGACUCCCUGGUCAAAAUCUUCCGUAAACAGGCCGUCUUUCUGCUAGAAGCUGGUCCGUACUCUGGCCUGGGAGAGAUCGUCCACAGAGAGAGUGUUCCCAUGCACACCUUCGCCCGCUAUCUCUUUACCUCUCUCCUACCUCACGACGCUGAACUGGCGUACAAAAUUGCACUGAGAGCCAUGCGGUUGCCAGUGUUGGAGUCGACGGCCUCGUCUGGUGACCUGUCACGACCCCACCACAUCGUGUCCGUGGUGCCCAACCGCUACCCGCGCUGGUUCACCCUGAGCCACAUAGAGUCUCAGCAGUGUGAGCUGGCCUCCACCAUGCUCACUGCUGCCAAAGGUGACAGUCGCAGGCUAGAGACAGUCCUGGAGUCCAUCCAGAAAAACAUCCACUCCUCGUCUCACAUCUUCAAACUGGCACAAGAUGCAUUCAAGAUCGCCACUCUGAUGGACAGUCUGCCUGACAUCACACUUCUCAAAGUCUCUCUGGAGCUGGGACUGCAGGUAAUGAGAAUAACUCUGUCAACAUUAAACUGGAGGAGGAGAGAGAUGGUUCGUUGGUUAGUCACAUGUGCCACUGAAGUGGGUGUUUACGCACUGGACAGCAUCAUGCAGAGCUGGUUCACCCUCUUCACCCCCACAGAAGCCACCAGUAUCGUGGCCACCACUGUCAUGUCCAACAGCACCAUCGUCCGCCUCCACCUAGACUGCCACCAGCAGGAGAACCUGGCUUCAUCCGCCCGCACCCUCGCCCUGCAGUGCGCCAUGAAGGACCCCCAGAACUGCGCCCUCUCUGCUCUUACACUCUGUGAAAAGGACCACAUUGCCUUCGAGACAGCCUACCAGAUUGUACUGGAUGCGGCGGCGACAGGGAUGAGCUACACACAGCUGUUCACUAUAGCACGCUACAUGGAACACCGCGGUUACCCGAUGAGGGCGUAUAAACUGGCGACGUUAGCCAUGGCUCACCUGAACCUCAGUUACAACCAGGACACACACCCGGCCAUCAACGACGUGCUCUGGGCCUGCGCGCUCAGCCACUCGCUGGGGAAGAACGAGCUAGCCGCCGUUAUCCCCCUGGUGGUCAAGAGCGUAAAGUGCGCCACCGUGCUCUCUGACAUUUUGCGGCGGUGCACGCUGACCACGCCGGGCAUGGUGUCGGCGCUGCACAGCCGCAGGAACUCUGUGAAGCUCAUGUCCCUGGACAAGGCGCCGCUCAGGCAGCUGCUGGACGCAACCAUCGGGGCCUACAUCAACACCACGCACUCGCGGCUCACACACAUCAGCCCGCGCCACUACAGCGAGUUCAUCGAGUUCUUGGGCAAGGCCCGGGAGACUUUCAUGAUGGCUCACGACGGACACAUUCAGUUCACCCAGUUCAUAGACAACCUGAAACAGAUCUACAAGGGCAAAAAGAAACUAAUGAUGCUGGUGAGGGAGAGGUUCGGCUGAGGGCGAGGCCGGGGGUCGCCAGAAGCUCCCACUCUAGUACUUUUCUAUUAACUUGAGUCUGCCUUUUGAACUUCUUUUGGACUUAUAAAAUAGAGAAGUAAAAAGAGGGAUGUGACUUGUAGAAUGAAGCAAAAAGAGAAAGGAAAAGAUGACAAAAAAAUCAACAGAGCCACACGCGGUAUUAUUGUUCUUGCUGUUGUUAUUGUUAUAAACAUUAUUACUAUUAUUAUUAUUAAUAAUAUUAUUACUACUAUGUGUACAGAAGUGUUUUUAUUUUUCAGAAGAGAGGAAAUUUGUCACGUUGUGAAUGUUGUGUGUAUUUCUCUACAUGUGUGCGAGAGGAAAAUGAAAAGUGAAAUGGCUUUUUUUUUUAUUUUCGUUCUUUUAUUUUUUUAUGAUUUAGGACAUCUUUUCCCCCCUUUUUCAGUGUAUAUUGAGUUAUAUGUUGUCAAGUGGCUGAAGCCCUUCUUCAAUAGCGCUCAUGUAAAAACAUAAAAGAAGAAGAAGAAGAAGAAGAAAAAAAACUACGUCUCGGCAUCCUCAAAGAGAAACUAAGGCUUUAAACCACACAGAGCACCUCCCUCUGCCCAGGUCCUCACCGGCGGGCGCUGGGCAGCACUGCACAGUUUAGCUCGGCUCGGCACAGCUUGGGUUAGCACUGACAGAAAGCCGCCAUCAGCAUUUCUUUAGACACAGCAGCGGUAGCAGCAGCAGCAGCAGCAGCAGCACUUGAGCAGCCAUUAGUUUUCUCUGGGCCCCAGGCAUUAGCUUCAUUACACACAACAAUGCUCUUAGCUAACUCGUGUUGUUGUUAUUGUUGUAAUCGUCCCCACCUCCAUAAUGAGUACCUGUUUAAGACGGUAUUCAGGCGCUACAGUGAUGGCACAUUACACAAAGAUAAUGAGUAUUAUUGUUACAUUAAUGUAAUGCAGUGCAGCUGUGAUUUUUAACAGCCCAAGUUUCACUUAGUAACCGUUGUAGUUGAGUUUUUACGACUUCGAUUGCAAAGAAAUUGGGACACUGGGUAAAAUGUAAAUAAAAACACAAUGUUUUCUUAUUCAGAGUGUAUAUCAGCAAACUUUAACCUCUUAAAACUCACCUGCCCAGGUAGGUUUAGGGGUAGGGGAAGGGUUAGGAUUAGACCAAAAUAAAUUAUGAGCCAAAGCUUAAAACAGAAGGCCAACAUGCAUGUGUGAGGCUUCAUUUGAAAGAUACAUCUUCUAGUUUCUGCAACUGUGCUUGUUUAGUAUGUAGCUAAAACACAACAGAAACAGCUCAAACAAACAAGGUCUAACCUAAGUCUACCCCUAUCCCUAACCUCACCUGCUGGCAGGCAGGUGGGUUUUGAGAGGUUCAAUUGAAUAUAUGUCACAAAGGAUUAGCAAAUUAUCACAUUCUGUUUUAUUUGCAUCUUAGAAAAUGUCCCAACUUUUUUGGUAUCAGGGUUGAAGUAGAUACCCAGAGGGAGACGACUACCUCAUGAUACGGUAUUGAACCUGCUCCCCUUUUCUUUUCUUUAUUUUUUGUUGCUAUCAUGAUUUGUAUCCUCUAUGAUAGCUGGCAGAUUUAAUUCAACAGGAGAGUCACUAGUGAGACCAAGGUUAUGAGGAGAUGUGGAGUCAGAUUCCUGCUGAGUGUUUCUGCGCUCGGCUCUGCUGUACGUCACCGCCCCGGCAUCGGUACUUACACCCCGAAAAAAUUGGCCUCAAAGAUGUGUCAGUAUGUCAGUCCCCUCUCAUCUCCAACAGCCACCAUUGUACGGUAUUUUCAGACUAGGCCAGUGUCAUUUCCCUCUGUGCAUGUGAAUCAUAGAAAUUAGACUUUCUACUGUUAAAGUUCAUUGUGUGGAACCUUCAGUAAUUGUCAACCAGAACGUUCUCAGGGAUUUCUCUACACAGGAAAAAGGUGGAACAAAUGAACGACUGACUACAGGAAAAAAGACAAAAACAUGACACAACAUGAGCGAGCAUUUAUUGUACUCUGUAUAUAUGCCAUAGUAUAUGUCUGAAUAUGGAGGAUCUGAAAGUAUAUGUUAACUAAUUUAUACAGAGUAUUCUAUGUAAUGUGAAAUACUUGAAGCCGCUGUAGUUUGCUCUCUCUCUCUCUCUUUCUCUUUCUCUCGCUCUCUCUUUAUGUCUUCUCUUUUUUUCUCUUUCUUUUGUUGAAAACAGAACAUAUCAGAAGGACUAGGCUGACCUUGUUGACGGCUUUUUGGACUCACAAUGCCUCAUGUGUUCAUACUUGAGACGCUGGAUCCUGUCAUGAAAUGCAGGUUGAGUCAAAUUGGUGAUGAUGAAAAAAACAUUGUUGUUCAUUCCUGCUGAUGAAAGCAUAGAAAGGGUGUGGAGGCAGACUACUUCAGGCCAUUGGUCGAUAAAUGUUCGAAAACACAAUACAGGACUUGAUUAUGCAUGUAAGCUGUUGCACUAGCCUAGUUUUUCAUCCGUGGGAGAAAAAACUGUAACGUGCUUUAUACAGGAGCUAAUUGGAGAUGAAUCUGGUUAAAAAUCAUGUAUUAUGUGUCCGGCCUUACAUGCAUUUAAGGACAUCUCUUUGCUGAUGUUGCAUUAAUAUAACCCUUGACGGAAUAACUUAAUAGUCGUGCAACUCAACACAUUGAUAAUUAUGCACAGGUUCAAUCUAGCUAAGAUUAAAAAUCAAGUCUCCUCCCUUUCAUUCACCGCAGAAUUUCCAGUGUCUCCUCUGCAAUGUUCAGCUGUCCUAUCAUCACUUGCCUUUUUUAUUACCUUCUUUAUACGUCUGAUUCUUCUUUUUCUGUGCAUCUUUUUUCUAUCCUGUGUUCAUUAAAGAUAAAAGCAGCCUUUUCUCUUGCCUUGUCUUAACGCUUUAAAGUAACCAAACAGGAGAUCUAUCUAACAACCAAACGCGUUCUAAGAGGUGAGAGACAACCCACCUUGGUCCCAGCUUUAGUGUCCUUAAUUAGUAAGUGAAUGGCUGUGUAACUCAUGCUUUAACAAAGCAAUUCCUCACGUGUGUUUGGUGAAAAAAUACGUUGUCCAGUGUCUCUUGUUCUCUUCAGAAACAAUUUCCUCUGAGUCUUUCUAGCUGUUUUUUUUCUUUUUUUUUUUGUUUGUGUAGGAAUCUUCUGCUCUCCCAUUUUAUUUAUUACAAUGACCCAUGUAUACAUGCUUAUGAAAUUAAGAUUUGAUACACCGAUAUCAAUUUAUUUAUGUAACUAAAUCACUGUUUUAUAAUCUUGUUAAUGAGUCAAUAAUUGAUUUUUUUUGUUUUUUGUUUUUUGUUUUAAUAAAAGUUAGUUUUUUGAAAUGUA